AGAGUCGCCGCUGUCCUGAGCUCAGCCGGCCUCCACUCCCGCCCCGUGCCAGCGACAUCGCCCACUGCGGCUGCGGGCACCGGGUACCGUGCUCCAGGCUGGCCGGGGAUGCGAGCUGCUCCCGCGACGGUAUGGCAGCCUCAGGAUGGGGCCGAGGAUGCGACAUCCUCAUCUUCUACAGCCCGGAUGCGGAGGAAUGGUGCCAGUACCUACAGGACCUUUUCGUGUCCUGCCGUCAGGUCCGCAGCCAGAAGAUGCAGUCAUACCGCCUGGGCCCAGAUGCCGCCUUCUCUGCGGAGGACCUGCGGGUCUUCCGGGACGCACGGUGCAUGCUGGUGCUACUGUCUGCGGGGCUGGUGGAGUGCUUCUGCCAGCCAGGACUGUUGCCAAUGCUGCAGCGAGCCUUCCACCCUCCUCAGCGUGUGGUGCGGCUGUUGUGCGGAGUGCAGUCCAGCGAGGAGGACUUUCAGGCCUUGUUUCCCGAAUGGGCACACUGGCAGGAGCUCACCUGUGAUGACGAGCCGGAGACCUACCUGGCAGCUGUGAGGAAAGCCAUUUCUGAAGAUUCUGGCUGUGACUCAGUAACUGAUACAGAGCCUGAGGACGAGAGAGCUCUUCCUCUCUCAAAGCAGACGAGCCUGCCUCUAGAGACAUCGCCUGGGAACCUGAUGGUGGUGCAGCCGGACCGCAUUCGCUGUGGGGCAGAAACCACUGUGUAUGUCAUUGUGAGAUGCAAGCUGGAUGAGAAGGUGUCAACAGAAGCAGAGUUUUCUCCUGAGGACUCGCCCUCCAUCAGGGUAGAAGGUACACUGGAGAACGAGUAUACGGUUUCGGUGAAGGCUCCAGACCUCUCAUCGGGAAAUGUUUGUCUGAAGGUAUAUUCUGGGGACUUGGUGGUAUGUGAAACCACCAUCAGCUAUUAUACUGACAUGGAGGAAAUUGGGAACUUACUGUCCAGUGCCGCCAAUCCUGUGGAGUUCAUGUGUCAGGCCUUUAAAAUUGUGCCCUACAACACGGAGACUCUCGAUAAACUGCUUACGGAGUCCCUGAAGAACAACAUCCCUGCAAGCGGACUGCACCUCUUUGGGAUCAACCAGUUGGAAGAAGAAGAUAUGAUGACAAAUCAGAGGGAUGAAGAGCUGCCCACCCUGUUGCAUUUUGCUGCAAAGUAUGGACUGAAGAACCUCACCGCCUUGCUGCUCACCUGCCCAGGGGCUCUCCAGGCCUAUAGCGUGGCCAACAAGCACGGCCACUAUCCCAACACCAUUGCCGAGAAACACGGCUUCAGGGACCUUCGCCAGUUCAUCGACGAGUAUGUGGAGACUGUGGACAUGCUGAAGAGUCACAUUAAAGAGGAGCUGAUGCAUGGUGAGGAGGCUGACGACGUGUAUGAGUCCAUGGCCCACCUGUCCACAGACCUGCUCAUGAAAUGCUCCCUCAACCCUGGCUGUGACGAGGAGCUGUACGAAUCCAUGGCUGCCUUUGCCCCAGCAGCCACAGAAGAUCUCUAUGUUGAAAUGCUUCAGGCCAGUGCAGGUAACCCAGGCUCUGGAGAAAGUUACUCUCGGCCCACUAAGGACUCAAUGAUCCGCAAGUUCCUAGAAGGUAACAGCAUGAAAUCAGCCAGUUUGGAGAGAGAACAGCCCCAUUCCCAGAGGGAAGAUAUUUAUCACAUCGUGGAUGAAGAUGAGACCUUUUCUGUGGACCUUGCCAACAGACCCCCUGUCCCAGUGCCCAGGCCAGAAACUGGUGCUCCUGGCCCUCACCCGCUGCCAGACAACGAGCCAUACAUUUCUAAAGUUUUUGCAGAAAAAAGUCAGGAACGGCUUGGGAAUUUCUAUGUUUCUUCAGAAAACAUCAGAAAAGAGCCACCCGUGAGGCCGUGGAGGGACAGGCCCCCAUCGAGUAUCUACGACCCAUUCGCUGGGAUGAAAACACCAGGCCAGCGGCAGCUCAUUACCCUGCAGGAGCAGGUGAAGCUAGGUAUCGUCAACGUGGAUGAGGCUGUGCUGCACUUCAAAGAGUGGCAACUCAACCAGAAGAGACGCUCCGAGUCCUUCCGCUUCCAGCAGGAAAAUCUUAAAAGACUAAGAGACAGCAUCACCCGAAGACAGAGAGAGAAGCAAAAGUCCGGAAAGCAUGCAGAUCUGGAGAUCACAGUGCCAAUCCGGCAUUCACAGCCCCUGCCUGGAAAAGUGGAGUUUGGAGUGUAUGAGAGCGGCCCCAGGAAGAGCGUGUUUCCCCUCAGGACGGAGCUGAGACGUGGAGACUGGAAAACAGACAGCAUGUCCAGUACAGCAAGCAGUGCGAGUAACCGAUCGAGCACACGGAGCCUCCUCAGCGUGAGCAGUGGGAUGGAGGGUGACAAUGAGGAUAAUGAAGUCCCUGAAAUCACUCGCAGUCGUAGCCCAGGUCCUACCCAAGUGGACGGAGCACCAGUUGUGACCGGAACACCGGUUGUGACCCUUGAGAGGCCCCCCAGGGUGCCUCCUCGAGCUGCUUCACAGAGGCCUCCAACCCGGGAGCCCUUCCAUCCUCCUCCACCGGUUCCCCCCAGAGGUCGCUGAUUUCACCUCCUAAAUCCAGCCUACUUCAGGACUUUUAGGACUUGCAGUUUUCAGCCUGUUGAUAAAGUCUUCCUCUUGAGUAUUCUGCAUGACUACGGACCUUGACAGCUACCAACACUGCUGAUGUUGCAGCCCCGCAGGUUUGGGUGUCCCGUGAAGACAUGGAGGCAUGGUGAAAUCUGAGACUAAAGACUUCGUUCAAUGUCGCCAAGGAUACUGGUUCACGUUCUUGUUUGCCAAAAGGAUGAAGACUCUAUCAAAAUACUGACCUCUCAGAUCGUAUAGCAGGAGCCUAAUAGGAUGGAUGGAAACGUACUUAACAAAUGAGCAUACUGUAGUAAACAUGGAUUAGUCCAUACAUACCUGCUAGUCCAGCCUAGUUUCUAGGAGGGAUUAUAGCACUUCCAGCAAAAGAAGUGGCCCAACUCUGAAGUAGUUCUUCCACAUUUCUGUGUAUGUGCUGGGGCUGGUCACAUAACAAAAAGCUUCAACUGAUUUUAGAAAGGGGUUAAACCGGAUUCCUUUCCCACUGUUGACAUCUGAGGUCCCCCAGAAGUAUGGAACUAAGAGAAGGCA
Messenger RNA from Peromyscus eremicus (cactus mouse), 3143 nucleotides. RefSeq names its product phosphoinositide-3-kinase adaptor protein 1 (gene Pik3ap1). The record is from RefSeq and is a predicted model, not a curated record. The transcript is spliced from 17 exons. Bases 132 to 2567 code for a protein of 811 amino acids. Gene Ontology annotation, biological process: signal transduction. Gene Ontology annotation, cellular component: cytosol. NCBI's taxonomy places the organism in Eukaryota, Metazoa, Chordata, Mammalia, Rodentia, Cricetidae. Gene Ontology annotation, molecular function: signaling receptor binding; phosphatidylinositol 3-kinase regulatory subunit binding.